Molecule: messenger RNA, 1303 nt
Organism: Naegleria gruberi
Lineage: Eukaryota; Heterolobosea; Eutetramitea; Acrasida; Naegleriidae
Exons: 2
Coding region: 2-1159 (385 amino acids)
Source: RefSeq, a predicted model, not a curated record
AAUGAACUCAAAAUCACGAGCAAAAGCUGCAGGAAAUUAUCAGAGCACAACGUUGACUUCGUUCGGACCUGCUAGAAAGAUACAGGAAAUUAUUUCUCACAUUCUGACCGAUACAAUGCUUUCCCCACUCGAAGAUAAAUUCAAAUUGGAAGUUAGAGAAUCUAAUAAUUCAACACCACAGAUUAUUCCUUUCGGAAAGAGAGGAACCGUUUCGAACAAGAAUCAUAUCAGUCGAGUGUUUUUUGAGCAACAUGUGGUGUGGGAAAAAUCAGUGCAGAAUGAUGCUGUGAGUGAUGCUGCUUCGAUGGCUCUAUUGAUCAUGUUGAAUAGUGGACAAAUUACAAUACCCACACAUCCGAAUACGAUUGUGGAUGCUCAUCAGGCAGAAGAUCCAGUGGCACUCUCUGCAUUUGUUAAACAAUUUUUAAUUGAUGGAUAUUUGGUGAUUGAGGCAAGUGCACUCAAGACGACUAGUGCAACAUUCCACAAAUCCAUGUUCGAGUUGGGACGUUCUGUGAGGAAUCAUCUCACUACUAAGGUACCACAAAUUGCUCAUGUAUUUUCUGAUAUGACUUUGAAGAGAGUAUUGACUAGAUUGGUCGGUAUUGAUUAUAGAACUUUGGAUACUACUCAUAUGCAUUUAUCUCAGAGAGGAAGAGCUGAUCAACAUUUUCAUAAGGAUGAUUUCGAGGAUUAUGAACGUCCGUCGGUUGAACCUUCCAAACAUUUGGAUGAAAUAAUGGCCAUGUAUUAUCCACAAGAUACAAUUUUGGAGAUGGGACCAACAAGUAUUAGAAGAGGAACUCAAUACACAUGCUACUCUACCGAUUAUGUCCCAGAUCGUUUUGUCUUUAAGGAUCAACCAGAUGAAAAUGAAGUAAGAUUGUGUUGCAAAGCAGGAAGUAUCGUACUGUUACAUUAUGAAAUUGUUCACAGAAGAAUGAAAAAUACUCUCACAGAUAGAUUCAUGAUGAAAUUCCAAUUUAGAAGAAGAAAUGCCCCAACUGAAAAGUCAUGGUGUUAUGACAUUGAGAAGGAAGAGUAUGCAAACUUGCCAAGUCCCAAUUAUGAACAAGUUCCACUAUUGGAAACAAACUUUGAUCCGAGUGUAGAACAAUAUGCAAGAGAAAUAUGGAAAUAUUUACAUUAUCAGAAAUAAUAACAUUACUCAUUCUUGGAUUCUUAUAAGAAUUGGGGCAACCGUGGAUUCGGAUUUAACUUUUGAGUUAAUUGGGAAAACAAGCAUAAAUCAACAAUGUAUGGAGUAAAGAACGUGAACUAAUGAACUAGUUACAUAUUAUGC